AUGGAUCACAUCAUGAAAUCCAACGGCGUCUCUCAUGCAGUCACCAAUGGCCACACUGCCGCUGCCAAGUCCGAUGGGCUCAACAUCGUCGUUAUCGGGGCCGGCAUAGGUGGUCUCACGGCUGCCAUCUUCCUUCGCAGGCAGGGCCAUCGAGUUACGUUACUGGAGCAGUCUCGCUUUGCCAACGAGGUUGGAGCGGCGAUGCACCUGGCACCUAACGCCAAUGGGAUCCUUCGCCGACUUGGUAUCUUUGCCGAGACCAUAGGCGCAAAUGUGUUUGAACGGAUUAAAGAGUUUAAUGCGGCCAAUGAAGUGAUACGUGAUGCCGAGCUCACGGAAGCGAACAAGAUCUGGCAGCAUCCGUGGCAUUUGGUCCAUCGCGUACGGCUGCAUCAAGAGCUCAAACGACUUGCAACAUCACCAGAGGGACCUGGUAUCCCCGCGGUGCUCAGAACGUCCAGCCGCGUGGUAGAUGUAGACACAGAAACAGCCACCGUCUUCUUACAAGAUGGCGGUAAAGUCCAGGGAGACUUGGCCAUUGGCGCUGAUGGAGUCCAUUCUCGUUCCCGACAGAAAGUCGUUGGAAAAGACUGGCAAGCGUACAGUUCAGGCAAGAGUGCUUUCCGGUUCCUCGUCCCCCGUCAAGAUGCUCUCGACGACCCAGAAACCGCCCAUUUUGCACAGCAUAACGGCCAGCUCAUCAUAUGGUAUGCUGCGGACAGACGUAUCGUCAUGUAUCCAUGCGAUGACAAUAAGAUGUUCAACUUUGUCUGCAUUCAUCCGCGAGAAGAGAGCGACCCUGGGAGCAAAGAAGACUGGAACAACGAGACGAGCAUGUCGGUGUUGUUGAACGUAUACAAGGAUUUUGAUCCUGCUUUGUUGAAGCUCUUGAGCAAAGCCAGCCCCGAGUCCCUCAAGGCAUGGGAGCUGCUAGAUAUGGAUGUUCUCCCAACGUGGACUGACAAAAGACUGACUCUUCUUGGUGAUGCCGCUCAUCCCUUUCUUCCUCACCAGGGACAGGGUGCUGGUGUUGCCAUUGAAGACGCGGCCUCCCUCGCAGUCGUUCUCCCACUCGGUACCUCCCCGGAAGAGGUGCCUGAGCGGUUGCGUCUUUACCAAGACUUUCGUUAUGACCGGGCACACCGGAUCCAAGAGUUCUCACGCCAGGCAGGAAAGGAUAAACCGGAUAAGGACUUUGACAUGAUGGCGUAUAGCAACUUCAACUUCGGCCAUGAUGAAUGGGACCAUUCUACCAACCGUUUUAGGAACUGGGACUGGGCUCGGAAGCCUCAUCUCUACUGGAGAAUGCCCAUCUCGUUCGGGCCCUUCCCAGGUCCACGCCAGACCUUCACAGGCGAAGCUAGGAAUGCUACCGACUCGACAUUCACCACAGCCUCCAUCAAGUUCAAGACCUCACGAACUCUUUUACAGAAUCUUUUCCCUUCUACUUCUUUCCGAUUCAAGAGCCCCGGAACAGUCGCAUAUGCUAGCUUUUCACAGACCACGCUCAAUAAAAUGGAGUGGCUGGGCGGCUCUGGGUAUAGACACAUUGGGCUGUACAUCCACGGCGUCCAGUAUGUACAGAAAGACGGUACCGUUCGUGACGGAACAUUCCUGCCUAUCUUGUGGGAGAAUCUUACCGAUCCUAUUGUCAGUGGCCGGGAAGAGCUCGGAAUGCCAAAGUUGUAUUGCUCCAUCGACGUUUGGAGGCGGACAAACAGUUACCGAAUCCAGACAGGCUGGCAAGGCGUCAAUUUUGGCUCAUUCACACUUGAGGGUCUCCACGAGACGGAUAGUGGCAGCUCCAAGGGGACGAUCGGAGGCGAGGAUGACGAGGGAAUCUUUGCCUACAAGUACAUCCCCAAGGUGGGAGAUCGUGGCAAAGCAGAUGUGGAGCAUGCUACCUUUGUGCCUCACUCAGAGGAGUCCAAGGUCGUUCCGAGUCAAGUUCUGAGGGUCUUUACUGCGGACAAAGCCAGCUUUGAGUUUGAUCCUCACGAUUGGGAAGCCUUGCCGACGCUCCACCACGUCGUCUCGAGGUUGGCAGAAGUCCCCGUGUAUGAGAUUCUGGGUGGAAAGGUUGUUGAGGGUGUUGGCGUCCCAGACGUAUCCAGUGCUCGAAGAAUAGACUAA
Messenger RNA from Fusarium oxysporum Fo47, 2133 nucleotides. RefSeq lists its product as uncharacterized. Lineage: Eukaryota; Fungi; Ascomycota; Sordariomycetes; Hypocreales; Nectriaceae. The record is from RefSeq and is a predicted model, not a curated record. Gene Ontology annotation, molecular function: lyase activity; monooxygenase activity; FAD binding. Bases 1 to 2133 code for a protein of 710 amino acids. The transcript is spliced from 6 exons.